CCACGACUAUACCAAAUCUCGUAAGCGCAUAAGUCUUGAACCCGCGUAUGAAGCCGCUGUAUCAUACCCAAUUGUCCCAGACCGAGCCUUUGAACUCUCCUAUUCUACCUCUUUGCUAAGACGACUGCCACUCGGGGACAUUGACCCGCUGCAAUAGGAGGACAACAGGCAGGAAGAGUUCUUUAUAGUCUAGGAGAGUACUAGAAACUUCCAAAGGAAGCCUAUUAUUCCAAUCUUCUACUCUGUUACAUUCACUUAUUUCUUCUCUCCUUGAAAAGAUGGACCCUGGAUCGAAUGAUCACUACGAGUACGACCUGGGCUCAUUCCACCGUACGAUUACUACAUCCAGCGCUUCAACCCAGAUCUGGUUUGACCGAGGAAUCAUUUGGAGUUAUGCAUUUCAUCAUGAAGAAGCAACGGAAUGUUUUGAGAGAGCAAUCGCAACAGAUCCUAACUGUGCUAUGGCACAUUGGGGGCUCGCAUAUGCCCUAGGACCGAAUUACAACAAACCAUGGGAUCUCUUCGACGAGAAAGAGUUGAAUGCAACUUUAAGUCGGAUCAAGCAGGCGAAUGAACAGGCUGUAAUUUGUGCGCCCAAAUCGACGCUAAUAGAGCAAGCCAUCGUCGAUGCAAUACAAUCCCGAGUACCCCAGGAUCUAUCCGAGGCUGCUUUUCGCGCUUGCAACGAAGCCUACGCCGCUGCAAUGAAAACUGUAUAUCAGAAGUACCCGAAAGACCUCGAUAUUAUAACCCUCUAUGCGGACUCCCUUAUGAAUCUCGCAGCAUGGGACUUAUGGGAUCUUCGUACGGGAGAACCUAACCCUGGCGCACGCUCAUUGGAAGCCAAAGAGAUCCUCGAGGGAGCACUUCUUCUCGACAAUGCUUACGGCCACCCAGGGCUCUUGCAUAUGUACAUCCAUCUGAUGGAGAUGUCUAAAACUCCCGAAGUCGCCGUGGUUGCCGCAGAUCAUCUUCGUACAUUAGCUCCGGAUGCGGGACAUCUUGUACAUAUGCCUUCCCAUCUAGAUAUCCUCAUUGGAGAUUAUCGGCGAGCAAUUGCGUCCAACGCGGAUGCAUGCCUUGCAGACGAGAAGUACCUUAGCCGGGCAGGAGGAAACAAUUUCUACACAUUUUAUCGGCUUCACGAUUAUCAUUCUGGGGUAUACGCAGCUAUGUUUGCAGGGCAAUCGGUAGUUGCAUUAGAUAUAUGCCGCCGAAUGGAAGCGUCACUCCCCGAGUCACUACUCCGGAUUGAGUCGCCGCCAAUGGCAGAUUGGCUAGAGAGUUGGGCAUCUGUUCGGGUUCACGUCUUGGUCCGUUUCGGGCGUUGGGAGGAGAUACUUGAGCUCAAGAUGCCAGAAGAUCGACAGCUGUAUUGCGUUACAACUGCAGUCUUGCACUAUGGGAAAGGUAUUGCCCAUGCCGUGUUGGGAAAUGUGGAGGAGGCGUCGAAACAACGUGAACUUCUACAUGCCGCGGUUCUGCGGGUGCCUGAGACGCGUAUAGCGCACGAUUUCCCAAACAAGUGCACAAUCGUCCUUCAAGUUGCAAAAGCAAUGCUAGAGGGGGAAUUAGAGUACCGAAAAGGAAACUACGAAUUAGCUUUUCAGCACCUCCGCAAAUCGAUCGAACUCGACGACAACCUUGUUUACGCUGAGCCAUGGCCUUGGAUGCAACCCACACGGCAUGCAUAUGGUGCACUACUGUUGGAGCAGGGUCAUAUCGAACAGGCCAUGGGAGUGUACGCUGCAGAUCUUGGGUUCGACGACACGUUGCCCAGAGCUCGCCAUCACCCAAACAAUGUUUGGGCGCUACAUGGUUACAAUGAAUGCCUCGUCAAGUUGGGACGUACGGAAGAGGCCAAUAUCAUUCAACAGCAACUAAAAUUAGCUCAAAGCGUAGCAGAUGUUAGGGUAAGCACAUCUUGCUAUUGCCGACGGACAGGAUUAGAAUGCUGUACCAAAGCGUGUUGAUGGAUAAUUAUCUGAAACAUCUACGAGUCUUACCCAUGGCCGGAACUACUCCGCGCU
Lindgomyces ingoldianus is the source of this 2030-nucleotide messenger RNA. RefSeq lists its product as uncharacterized. The record is from RefSeq and is a predicted model, not a curated record. Gene Ontology annotation, molecular function: protein binding. The transcript has a single exon. Bases 279 to 1973 code for a protein of 564 amino acids. Gene Ontology annotation, cellular component: intracellular anatomical structure. Lineage: Eukaryota; Fungi; Ascomycota; Dothideomycetes; Pleosporales; Lindgomycetaceae.